Molecule: messenger RNA, 714 nt
Organism: Dictyostelium discoideum AX4
Lineage: Eukaryota; Evosea; Eumycetozoa; Dictyosteliales; Dictyosteliaceae
Exons: 1
Coding region: 1-714 (237 amino acids)
Source: RefSeq, a predicted model, not a curated record
AUGUCAUCAAAUAAUAAAUUAAAUUUAGAAGCAGUUAUUAAAGGGAUUCAAACCAAUAAAAUAUUAGAAGUAUUCGAUAAAUAUUAUCAUGAUGAAAUUGUAAUGUAUGAAAAUGGUGAUUCAACUAAUCGUGUUGGUAAAUCUGCAAAUCGUAAAGCUGAAGAAUCUUUUGUAAAUAAUGCAACAAUUCAUGAAGCAAAAUUAUUAAAAACAAUCGUAGAUGGUGAUAAUACAGCAUAUGAAAUGUUUAUGGAUUUCACAUAUGGCGAACAUCGUAUCAAAAAGAGUCAAUGGGCAUUCCAACAAUGGUCAAAUGGUUUAAUUAUUAAAGAAGAAUUCGUUGAAAUUAAAACACCAUCAACACCAGAACCAUCAACUAAUAUCAAAUCAAAUUUAGAAUCAAUUAUUAAAGGUAUUCAAGAUAAUAAAAUAUUAGAAGUAUUCGAUAAAUAUUAUCAUCAAGAUGUAAUUAUGUAUGAAAAAGGUGAUUCAACUAAUCGUGUUGGUAAAUCUGCAAAUCGUAAAGCUGAAGAAUCUUUUGUAAAUAAUGCAACAAUUCAUGAAGCAAAAUUAUUAAAAUUACUCGUUGAUGGUAAUAAUACAGCAUAUGAAAUGUAUAUGGAUUUCACAUAUGGAGGACAUCGUAUCAAAAAGAAUCAAUGGGCCGUUCAACAAUGGUCAAAUGAUUUAGUUAUCAAAGAAGAAUUUUAUUAA